CCGCAUGUCAUCUCGCUGGACCAACAAUGUUUGCAGCUUUCAACUAAAAGCUCAACGCUUUCAAACAAGUUUAGCAGUGCCGUUAAACAUUUAUGCAGAUCAGUUACAUUCGAAAUCUGCUAAUAACAAGUUCACAUUUUAUUGUAGUUAAUACAAAUUGUUUAAUUUAAAAAUCACUGUGCAUUAUGUCUGAAAACAAGGACCUCGUCGAAAUUAAUUUGAAUACAACAAACUCAAAACUCCUCGAGAAGGGUUCCAGUUAUAACAACAAUAUGAGCUUAUUCCACUUUAAGGAUCGUAGCUCAGCUACUAACAGCACAAUACCCUAUAAACAGGGUCUGUCGCUCACGGAUUCUCAGGGUGGUGCGCACAAAGGUGCCUCAAAUGUGCUACAUAGUAUUUUUAGUGGCAGCAUUGAAUUUGUGCCCAACGCCUAUCGUUCGCCUACAGAUUUGAGCUGUCUGCGACAAAUGUACUGUCCGGACUGUGAACAGCGUUUGCACAUAGACACCAUCAGUUAUGAUCGCUUGCUCUACUGCUGUCUGCCUAUAUUUCCCUUCAAGUGUCUGUACAAACGCGCCAUCGAUCGGCGACAAAGUGGCAACAAAGUGAUUUGCAAAAGGUGUGGUGGAAAUUUGGGUUACUGGAAACAAAAGUGAAUAAUUUCUGUACUUGAUUUGGAGAAUUUGUGCCAAUAAUGCCUUGAAAGUGGAAUAUGUUUUAUAAAGUAAUAGAGCUUUAGAGUUUUGGGUGUGAAAAAUAUUUUUAAGUUUACUAAUGUUGUUUCUUGUCCGACAUAAGAUUCAAAAAAUAUUUUAAUGAAAUAUUUUAAAAAAUUCAAACUUAAUUCUUAUUAAU
Messenger RNA from Bactrocera dorsalis (oriental fruit fly), 858 nucleotides. RefSeq lists its product as uncharacterized. Bases 186 to 659 code for a protein of 157 amino acids. The record is from RefSeq and is a predicted model, not a curated record. The transcript has 2 exons. NCBI's taxonomy places the organism in Eukaryota, Metazoa, Arthropoda, Insecta, Diptera, Tephritidae.